This is a messenger RNA of Drosophila bipectinata, 3072 nucleotides long. It is a transcript of the gene Rtel1, whose product is annotated as Regulator of telomere elongation helicase 1. Gene Ontology annotation, molecular function: DNA polymerase binding; DNA binding; DNA helicase activity. Gene Ontology annotation, cellular component: nucleus. The record is from RefSeq and is a predicted model, not a curated record. NCBI's taxonomy places the organism in Eukaryota, Metazoa, Arthropoda, Insecta, Diptera, Drosophilidae. Gene Ontology annotation, biological process: DNA recombination; telomeric loop disassembly; DNA replication.
UUGCCGCAACACAUGUUCGGCCGGCUUUGGCGCCCAAAAAUAAUAAAUAUUAUUUAUUAUUUGCCAACAAGAUGCCGGAAAGUCUGAUCGCCGGUAUACCGGUGCACUUUCCCUUCGAACCGUACCCGGUGCAGCGGGCGUACAUGGAGAAGGUUAUCCAGUGCCUGAAGGAUGGAACAAACGGAGUGCUGGAAUCUCCAACUGGAACGGGAAAAACGCUGAGUCUGCUGUGCUCGUCGCUGGCCUGGAUCAGGACUCGCCAAUCGGAGCACCAGCAGCAGAUGAUUAAGCUGGACAAAGGUGCCGAUCUGAUGGGUGGAGGUGGCGGAGGAGGCCCGGAACUCUCGGAUUUGGCCAAGACCAUGGGCAAGGCCAACAAUUGGGGAGUGCCGAAGGUGAUCUACGCUUCACGUACGCACUCGCAGCUAACACAGGCCAUGCGGGAAUUGAAGCGCACUGCCUACUCCAACAUGCGAUCCGUGGUCCUCGGAUCAAGGGACCAGCUGUGCAUCCAUCCGGAGGUUUCCCGGGAAGUGGGCAACUCCAACAAGGUCAAUAUGUGCAAGCUGCGUGUCCACUCCAAGACCUGUUCCUUCCAGCUGCGUGUGGAGUCGAAAAAGGAUCAUCCGGACUUUCGGGGGCCCAGCAUCAUGGACAUCGAGGAUCUGAUUAAGGUGGGCCAGCGGCUCAAGAUGUGUCCGUACUAUGCGUCGAAGGAACUGGUGCCCCAGGCGGAUAUUACCUUCAUGCCGUACAAUUAUCUGCUGGAUCCAAAGGCGCGCAAGGCCAACAAGAUCGAACUGGGCAACACGAUUGUGAUCCUCGACGAGGCCCACAACAUCGAGAAGAUUUGCGAGGAGUCUGCCUCGGUGCAGAUCAAAUCCUCGGACGUAGCCAUAGCCAUUGAGGAUGUCACGCACAUCAUGAAGGCAUUCGCCAGCGACUCGCCGCAGGACAUGGCCGGCGAUGAGCCAAAGGACUUUACCGUGGAUGAUCUCAUGCUGCUCAAGGAGAUGCUUCUGGAGCUGGAGAAGGCCAUUGAUGCGGUGGUGGUGGACAAUCCCAUUGAUGGCGCCACCUAUCCGGCCUCCAUGAUCUACGAUCUUUUGGGAAAAGCCAAUUUCACUUAUGGAAACGUUGCCACUAUAGUGUCCCUGCUGGACAAGCUGGUGCAGUAUCUAAUGGUGGCCUCCCAGCAGCAGAUGAGCCUGCGCAAGGGCGGCAGCUUCACUAUACUGAGCGAUCUGCUCACCAUUGUCUUUGCCAACAAGGAGAGUGUUAUGAGCAAGGUGCACGCUAGCUUCAAGGUUCAUGUCCAGGUGGAGGAGUCCAAACAGGCGCCGGGAAAGCAGGCCCCAGCCAAGCAGCAAGGCGGCUGGCUGAGCAAGGCAGCCUUAACGAAUGGUUCCACUGGCAAGGUGGCCAAAAUCAUAAAUUUCUGGUGUUUUAAUCCGGGUUUCGGCAUGGAACAGUUGCUCAACACCCAGGUGCGCAGUGUAAUCCUCACGAGCGGUACCCUGGCACCGUUGAAGCCUCUGAUCGCUGAACUGGCCAUCCCGGUGGCCCAGCACCUGGAGAACCCGCACAUUGUGGACCAGUCGCAGGUGUAUGUGAAGAUCAUUGGCACAGGACCCGAUCGUCAGCCUCUGAUAUCCAACUACACCAAUCGUGAUAAUCCUAAGUACAUCAGCUCAUUGGGACAGACCAUUCUGAACGUCUCCCGCCUCGUUCCCGAUGGCCUGCUGGUCUUCUUCCCCUCGUAUCCGAUGCUGAACAAGUGCGUGGAUGCCUGGCAGGCCAGCGGCCUUUGGGCGGACAUAGCCAGCAAAAAGCCUAUAUUUUUGGAGCCGCGUGGCAAGGAUCAGUUCACCAGCACCAUGGAGGAGUUCUACCAGGCCAUACGCGACUCCAAGGGUGCCUGCUUCAUGGCCGUGUGUCGCGGCAAGGUAUCCGAAGGUCUGGACUUUGCCGAUCGCAACGGUCGGGCGGUGAUCAUCACGGGUCUACCGUUUCCGCCGCUCAAGGAUCCCAAGGUGAUACUGAAGCGUCGCUAUCUGGAGUCGAAUCGCACCCGGGAGAAUCAGCUCCUCAGCGGCAACGAGUGGUACAACCUGGAGGCUACCCGAGCCGUUAACCAGGCCAUUGGUCGUGUGAUCCGUCAUCGUAACGAUUACGGUGCCAUUCUGCUGUGCGAUUCGAGGUUCAAGGAUGCCGCUCAGGUGCAGCAGUUGUCCAAGUGGAUACGCGGACACCUCGGCGACAGGCCGCAGUGCUCACCCUUCGGCCCGAUUGUCCGGGAGCUGCGUCAGUUUUUCAAAAAUGCCGAAACCACUAUGAAGCAGCCGGAUGAGAGAGAAUCGGGGACUCCUCUGGAGACGGUUAUCAAAAAGGAGGACGAGCCACUGGCCCCCAUCACGCAGAUAAAAAGGGAACCAGGCUCCAAUGCCACCUUCAAGGCGGCCAAUGAAACAGCCAUCAAAGUGGAGAUGGCCAAUUCCAUAAAAUCAUGGUCACCGGCCGACUAUGCCUGCGCCGCUGGACGAACGCUUGGCGGCUCGUCGGCGCCCAAUGCCAUGGAUUUUAUGAGUCGCUUGGACUCGAAUGUCUCUAGCAUUGAUUUUAAUUGCAUGGAUAGCCGGAGUAGCUCCUCCGGUCUGGUGAAGAUUCACAAACGUGAGCGUAGCUCUCCUCCUAGUUCAUCCCAAUCCUCCAGCCAGACAGCCAAGAAGCGUUACAAGCUAGUGGAUAACAUAAGCAGCAUCAAGGUGGAGCCGCCGGAGGUGGAAAAGGUGGCGCCCGAAGCUCGGUCUGAUUUCCUGCGAGAGUUGCGAAGUCUGGUUAGUCAGGAUCAGUUCCGUGCCUAUGGCCGGGCCUUGCUGGAGUACAAAGACGGCAGUGAGGACAAGUUUGAGGCCCUGAUGAAGGUGCUCUUCGAGGUGUUGGUUGGUCCGCGAUGUCGUUACCUUCUGGUGGGAAUGCGAAAGUAUUUAAAGGCGGAACACAGGACGGAAUUCGAUUUAAGAUUAGCCAAGCUGGAGAAGAUCUAGUUUUUUUUUUUUUUUUUGUGGGUCG